AAGGAUAUAUAAAGAUAUCCAAUUAUUUUGUAUGAUUUGGUCUCAACUGAACGUUGAGAAAUCAGUCAAGAUGACAUGCUGACAAGAAUUCAAAGACGAGCUCUCCACUAACAUAAUCCUGCUUCUCUGCCUCUUCUUGUAUAAAUCAGCCUCUUCCUCACAUUGUUCAGCUCAAGGCUCCCUUCCAACUUACCCAUGGAACACCUAACUCAAAAUCAUCAGAAAGGAGUGUCAGCCAACAAGCAAAGCAAAUACAAACAAAGGACUGCCAACAAUAAUAGCAGAAGCAAGUUUGUUGGGGUGAGACAAAGGCCUUCCGGCAAGUGGGUGGCAGAGAUCAAAGACACGACACAGAAGAUAAGAAUGUGGCUCGGGACCUUCGAGACCGCCGAGGAAGCUGCUCGAGCUUACGACGAAGCCGCUUGCCUUCUUCGUGGCUCGAAUACUCGAACCAAUUUUUCCACCCAUGUAUCCCCCGAUUCGCCCAUCUCUUUGAAAAUAAAAAACCUCCUCCAUCAGAAAAAGACUUUGAAACAACACCCUUCACCAACUGCCAUCAUUAAACCGAUUUCUAGAAUUAGUUCUGGUUGUUGUCUUGCUAGUACCUUUGCUGAUUAUAGUUCUAAUUAUAGUGCUCCAUCUAGUGGCAAAUUAGAUCAAGGCACCCAGAUGGUUGGUGAUGCAUAUAGACCAGACUUGAGCAAUUGUAUUGCGGGACUUGAAGCAGGGAAGUCUCAUUCUGAUCACCCGUGGGCAUUCCCAACUGGGUUCAAUCAGCUUCCAUUAAUUCAGGAGAGACUAGACUUCCAGAGACAUGGUGGUUUGUUGCCUGCAGGUCCAACAGGGCUAGAACUAGCAGAGUUUGAGCAAAUGAAGGUAGAAAGACAAAUUUCAGCAUCGCUAUAUGCAAUGAAUGGAGUGAACGAGUACAUGGGGAAUACAUGUGAUCCUAGUGAUGCUCUUUGGGAUCUUUCCACUUUAUGUCACUUGUUCUGUCCAAGUUGAAUUCU
Messenger RNA from Alnus glutinosa, 1010 nucleotides. RefSeq names its product ethylene-responsive transcription factor ERN1. NCBI's taxonomy places the organism in Eukaryota, Viridiplantae, Streptophyta, Magnoliopsida, Fagales, Betulaceae. Gene Ontology annotation, molecular function: DNA binding; DNA-binding transcription factor activity. The transcript has a single exon. The record is from RefSeq and is a predicted model, not a curated record. Gene Ontology annotation, biological process: regulation of DNA-templated transcription. Bases 196 to 1005 code for a protein of 269 amino acids.